Molecule: messenger RNA, 435 nt
Organism: Monoraphidium neglectum
Lineage: Eukaryota; Viridiplantae; Chlorophyta; Chlorophyceae; Sphaeropleales; Selenastraceae
Exons: 1
Source: RefSeq, a predicted model, not a curated record
GCCAGGGCCGCCGCCGCCGCCGCUGCCGCUGCGCCCGGGGGCCCCUGGCGCGCGCCUCUCAUCCCCUGGCUUGGCAGCGGCGGCGGCGGCGGCGGCGCCACGGACACGGCGCGGGCGCAAGGCCCGCCGCCGUGCCUCGUGCACAUCAUUGAGCGCAGCUCUCCCUUCAGCGGCGCGGACGACCCCGCCGCCACGGGCGAGAGGAACGUGCACGUGGUCAAGUCCCCCAAGUCGGGGGUCAACUUUUUCGAUCUGGGAGACUUUGACCAGCAGUUUGACGCCGCACGGAGGCGCGCGCGGCCGGCGCUGGAGCAGCUGCUCGCCACUGGGGCUGUGCCAAGCGGUGCCGGCGGCGGCGGCGGCGGCCGCGUCAGGUCGGCGCGCGGCAGUGGCAGCGGGCGCCGGAGCUUGGCUCAGAGAAGUAAAGCUCAGUAA